AUGAAGCUAAAGAGGCCAGCUCGAGAGAAAAGAAACUUAGCCCCAUCCUCACAGCUCGUGAGAGUGGCCGGGAAACCCCCCCUCGAGAGACAGAAAAAAGGAGACCCCAGUGCUCGUCCCCAGAACGAGCCCCACACUGCCCUCUCGCAGACCUUCCAGCCAAUGAGUGGUUCUCAAGUGCUGACUGAGUCCUUGGUGACUCCAUUCCUCCCUGCCACCGUGGUAGGACCAAGAAGGGCACCGUUUAGGUUCCACGACGAAGAUUUUUAUUCUGCAUUAUCAUUAAACAAUGAACAAGAGAACUAUGACACGGAAGAGGAGACUCGCACGGAAGAGGAGCUCCUGCUGGCUGGGAUGCGCUCUCCUCCCAGCUAUAAAAGAAGCCGCUUUCUUGGGACAUCAGCCGCUCAGAAUAGAAAUGUGGAGGAAAAUGCUGAAAAUCUCAGAGGAAAUUCUUUAAGAUGGGGUGAGCCCAUCCCUGGCUCUCCAAGAAAAACCAGUGUCACGGAGCCAACAACAAAGCAGUCUUCUCCCGGGCAAAGGAUGCUCCAAGAUACCAGGCUACCCAAGGAUUUGGCUAAAGACAACCCCAGUGGAGACCAGGAUGAGAAGACCCCUGUACCAGGGGACACCAAAUCUGAUGGUGUCACCCAAGUCAGUGCCGAAGAUGUGUCCAACAAUUGUGCCGUGGAAGACAGGUCCGCUGUUCACAAUUGCGAGAGAGACUGGCAACGUUACUUAAGUGGUUCCAGGAACUCGUUCGACUGCUUACUUUCUGGGAGACCCACAGCUCCAAGAUCGUCCGUGAAUCCAUCCUACAAUGCCCAUGGGUCGCUGUUCCACUCUGCUGUGAUAGAUGACAUCCCAGCAAGCUUGACCAUGUCAUCUAUCCUAGUUCCAAGUGCAGAGUUGGAGGAAAACCUAAGGUUCAAUGUACGCCGGCCACUCUCACCUAUCAGAAACAGAAAUCCGUCGGCCACUGCGGAGAGCCACAGUGAGGACACCCAGGGAACAGAGGAGAGGGCUUCGACUAGUCAAGCUCAGGAGUCUCCGCUCCUGUCAGAUCUGCCAAAUCCACAAAGCAGCAUGGCCUUGGGGGACUCCCCCAGCUCUCCUACAAGAAGACAUUUACAAGGCCAUUUCUACAUGCCUGGGUCCCUGCAAGAAAAUAUACCUUUUACUUUCUUUGCGGUGUCUGAUUUUGCAAGUCAGAAUGAUAACGGCACCAGCGUUAGAGUCUCUGGUGUCAUGGAUGAAAAGGCCACAGAAAUAAAGGCAGACCCUGAGAAACUCAGGAAAUUGCAAGAAAGUCUCCUGGAGGAGGACUCGGAGGAGGAGGGAGACUUGUGUCGGAUCUGUCAGAUAGCGGGGGGUUCCCCAGCCAACCCCCUCCUGGAGCCUUGCGGCUGUGUGGGAAGUCUGCAGUUUGUUCACCAAGAGUGCCUGAAAAAGUGGCUGAAAGUGAAAAUAACAUCAGGGGCAGAUCUAAGCACUGUAAAGACCUGUGAGAUGUGUAAGCAAGGCCUACUGGUCGACCUGGAUGACUUCAACAUGACCGAAUUCUACCACAAGCACCAGCAAUCCCGGGCACAGAGUGAGCUGAUGAACUCAGGCUUGUACCUGGUGCUGCUGCUCCACCUGUAUGAGCAGAGGUUCGCAGAACUCAUGACCCUCAACUACAGGCGGGCUUCCAGAGAGAGGGAGCUCCUGGAGCCCCAAUCCCUGCGCGAUGUGGGGUCCAGGCCAACUGAACGAGAUCUUAGGACUGCCGCACAGUCGCCCCCAGACCCCAGCCUUGCCGCCUGGGUGCAGCCGGGAAAUCUGCGGGACCGCACCUCGGCCAGGCGUCCGCUCACGGUUUCUCAGCGUGACUUCAGCGAGAGCCUCCUGCUCCUACAGGGACGUGACAGGGAGCAGGGCUUGGUCCCCAACUGGGAGACCUUCCGAGGGUCCUGUCGCCCCGGCCCCGCCCCGCCUCCGAGAUGCCCGCGUCGCUACCCGGUUGGGAACCUGCGGCACCGGGCGCGUCCGAAAGCGUUCGACUGGGCAGGGGCGCCCCCUAGUGUCCCGUGCGACCGCUGUAUCCUGUGCCCCGCGGGGGCUCGCCCAGACAUAGGGUCGAAGCACAGGUUCAAGAAGGGCAGCUUUAGCUUCUAA
This is a messenger RNA of Rattus rattus (black rat), 2157 nucleotides long. RefSeq names its product probable E3 ubiquitin-protein ligase MARCH10. Gene Ontology annotation, molecular function: zinc ion binding. The record is from RefSeq and is a predicted model, not a curated record. Lineage: Eukaryota; Metazoa; Chordata; Mammalia; Rodentia; Muridae. The coding region runs from base 1 to 2157 and encodes 718 amino acids. The transcript has 6 exons.